AUGUGUGUAUACCCCAAUGCCCUGCAGAAGAAGGACUUUGAUCAGUGGUUCCUGGACCGAUUUGGCCCGCCGGCACCUAGCUUCUGCAAGACCAGCUUCGGCGACGCCGUGCAGAGGGGUCUCAACGAAGGCAUGUUGGUGAUGGCCUGGUUUCACGAGGCAGAUGGACCGGCCACUGAAAGAUUCUGCAGGGAGGUGCUGCAGAACGAACUGGUGCUGGGCCUGCUCCAGGACACGUUUCUCCUGUGGGCGGGAGAUGUUUGCCGCUUCGAGCCUUCGCAGAUAGCGAGGCUCAUGGGGCUGACGAAGUUUCCAAGUCUGGUUUUGCUUCAGCCCUUGGCCAACGGAUUCGACACCAAUUU
Symbiodinium necroappetens is the source of this 362-nucleotide messenger RNA. The record is from the annotation of a GenBank genome assembly. Lineage: Eukaryota; Dinophyceae; Suessiales; Symbiodiniaceae.